CAGCUCUCAUUGAGCGCAGUCGGACCCCGCAUUCCAAAAAAAAAUAAAAAAUAAAAAUCAGGAAAGAGCUCAUUGCACCAGGCGUUGAGCGGGCUUGUUGUUUCUAACAAACAGGCAACUCUCUCAGGCUCAGUGACUUACAACGGCAGGAGCACAGAUCAACUCCAUGUUCGAAAAAUUGCCUCUUACAUUGGUCAAACAGAUGUCCAUAUCCCUUUCUUGACCGUGAGAGAAACCUUGGAAUUCGCAAGUGCCUGCAAGUUUGGAAUACAAACCUUGAGCGGACCAGUACCAGAAGAGCUUUUUGCUUGGUUUGAUAAGGAUGAGAUUGCUUCAGGAGGCUUGAAAUUGGAGGUCACCUUGCAUCUCCUUGGCCUAAUGAGAGCCCAAAACACGAUUGUAGGAAAUGAGUUUGUUCGAGGAGUCAGUGGUGGAGAGCGCCGUCGCGUGACAACAGCAGAAAUGCUUGCAGGAACGAAUAGUGUUCUCUUUCUUGAUGAGAUCAGCACUGGGCUUGAUAGUUCAGCCACAUACGACAUUGUGCAUGCUCUUCGAACAAUGGCAAGAGUACGCGAUUAUACCAUGCUUCUCUCCCUUCUGCAGCCUGCACCAGAGGUUUUCAAUAUGUUUGAUCGAGUUAUCCUUUUGGAUUGUGGACGCAUUGUGUACCAAGGCCCACGUGAGGACGUUGUUCCGUACUUCUCCAAGCUUGGUUAUGAGAAGCCACCCCGUGUAGAUGUGGCUGAUUUCCUGCAAGAGGUUACAACAGAUGCAGGAUUGGCAUUCUUAAAAACUGGAUUUGAAGCCCUUGAUCUUGAUGGAUUUGUGGAGGCGUAUGAAUCAUCAGACAUCUACCAUGAUGUUUUACGUGUUGUCGACAAUCAACAGGUUGUAUGUGAGAUAUGGGUGGAAGAUGUGCAGCCUCUUGGCCUUCAACUAGCAGAUACCAUAAGCCAUGGGGCGCCUCAGAUUAUGGUUGAGAGGAUCGAGCCCUCUGGGACUUUAGCCAGGUGCAAUAUUGCUCAUACAAAAAGCGUAAGACAGGGCGACUUGCUGACUGCGUUAACAGGCCCUGAAGGAAUGUUGGAAUAUGUUGCCACCCCAGUACACCAAGGGGGGAGUACUGCCACUGCGGCUGAUGUUCAGCAAAGGGUAGUAAAAUCAGGAGGCAAGGGAGUAAGACUUCAGUUUGAGCGACGAAUUGAGACGAAAUCUUCGCCUCACCAUGACAACAUGAACGAGUACGUGCAGACUCCUUUGGAGUCAGUAAAGACUGUGUUUAAGCGGCAGUGGAAGGUUGCCAUACGUAAUAGGGCUUUCAUAACUGCAAGGAUGUUGCAAGUCAUCGUAUUGGGAGUCUUCACAGGCACGGUCUUCUAUCAAAUUCCAGAAGGAUUCAUGAACACUGACAUGGACCUAAAGCGGUCAAUUGCCUUUUUAGGCAUGCUUGCAAUGGCCCUUGGUGCAGUUGCACAAAUGCCAACUCAGAUAGAUCAGAGGGCGAUGGGAUGGGAUGGGAUGGGAUGGAGGGAGGGAGGGAGGGACGUAGGGAGGGAGGGCGGACGAACGGAGGGAGGGAGGGAGGGACGACCAGAUGGAGGGAGGGAUGGAUGGGCGGACGGAUGGAUGGAUGGAGGGAGGGAGGGAGCGAUGGACGGGUGGAGAGAGGGAGGGAGGGAGCGAUGGAGGGACAGAGGGAUGGAGGGACAGAGGGAUGGAGGGAGGAACGGAGCAACAGAGGGAUGGAGGGAGACAGAUGGGCGGGCGGAUGGAGGGACGGAGGGACAGAGGGACGGAGGGACGGAGGGACGGAGGGACAGACCGACAGAGGGACGAAUGGAGGGACGGAAGGAUGGAGGGACGGACGGAGUGGAGGGAUGGAGGGACGGAUGGAGGGAUGGAGGGACGGACGGAACCGACGGAGGGACGGAUGGAGGGACGGAUGGAGGGACGGAUGGAGGGACGGAGGGACGGAGGGACGGAGGGACGGAGGGAUGGAGGGACGGAUGGACGGAUGGAGGGAUGGAGGGACGGAGGGACGGACGUAGUGAGGGAUGGACGGAGGGAGGGAUGUAUGGAUGGAGGGAGGAGCGGCGGGAGGGAUGUAUGGAGGGACGGACGGCCGGGACGGAUGCAGGGAUGAACGGUGGGACGGAGGGUGGGAUGGAUGGGAUGACGGAGGGAUGGAGGGACAGAUGGAUGGAGGGACAAAUGGAUGGAGGGACGGAUGAAUGGAGGGACGGAUGGAUGGAGGGAUGGAGGGAUGGAGGUAUGGAGGGACGGACGGACCGAGGGACGGAUGGACCAAGCGACGGACAGAGCGAUGGAUGGACGGAUGGAGCGAGGGACGAAGGGACGGAGCAAGGGACGGACACACAGAGCAAGGGACGGAUGGCGGGGACAGACAGACGGACGGGCGGAUGGAUGGACGGACGACAGGAUGGACGGAGGGGCGGACAGACAGAUGGAUGGAGGGACAGAUGGACGGAUGGAUGGACAGACGGACGGAUGGAUGGACGGAUGGACGGAUGGACGGAUGGACGGAUGGAUGGAUGGACGGAUGGACGGAUGGACGAAUGGAUGGACGGACGGAUGGACGGCGACUUCAUUCACCCACGUGUGGUGAAGGAAGCCCGCUUACCCACGACAGGGUCUCCGACUCCCAUCUCCAUCACCCUAGGGGAUGAUAAGACCCAACGCUUCUUCGAUCUGACGGUCACCGACCUCCCUUUCUUCCUCACUCUCGAGCCAACUGAUUGUCCCCUGGCGUCUCGUCGCCACUGCUCCUCUGCACAUUUCGAUGUGAUGGAGACGGGUUACGAUUUCAUUCUCGGUACUCCGUGGUCUCGUCGGUUUCGCAACACCGAGGCUGAUUGUGCGACCAACACUCUCGUUCUCAGAACGAACUGUGGACAGACGUAUCGCGUACCUUUUAUAGGUACCACUGCGACACCACGCCCCGAUCCUCCUCCCCCGGAGCCUUCCGUGCCCACACCAUCUCCUACUAUCACCGUCACCUCGCCUCGGCAGUUCGCCCACUUCAUCCGACUGGACGACGUCACCUUCUUUACAGUGAAGGUUACGGAUCUCUUGCACUAUGAUCCACCUUUUCCAGACACCGAGCUCAUCUCUCUGGAGCUAGAUCCUCCUAUCUCUAUGGCUUCCAUCUCUACUUCCCUCCCUUCGUCGUUCGUUGAGUCCACCCCGCCGCCACGUGCUGACGCUGAUGCCGAGGAACUUGCACGCUAUAUGGCCGACCUGGAGCCCGCAGUUCGUGACCUCAUUCGAGAGUACCACGACGUUUUCCCAUCGUCGUUCUCGUACGCCAGCAUCCCAUCGAUGCGAGACGUCGAGCAUUCCAUCCAACUUGUGCCUUACUAUCGUGUUCACCACCAGGCACCCUACAGACUCUCGAUCCCCGAGGCCACCGAACUCGAGCGUCAGCUUGAGGAGCUCUUGAGACUGGGUUUCAUUAAACCUGCAACUCCCUGUGGGGUGCACCCGUCCUCUUUGCUCGCAAAGCGGAUGGAACUCAUCGAUUAUCGCGGGCUCAACCGCUACAGGGUUAAGAACAACUACCCCAUGCCUCCGGACCAGCGGAAGACAACGUUCCGAUCGCGCUUCGGCCACUAUGAAUGUAAGGUGAUGCCAUUCGGCCUCACCAACGCACCCGCUACCUUCCAGAGGGCGAUGAACGACAUCUUCAGGGACAUCCUGGAGCAAUACGUUCUCGUCUACCUCGACAAUAUCUUGACCUACAGUCGUACCCCUGAGGAGCAUCUUAAACACCUUCAUGGCGUCCUUGACCGCUUGCGCAGACAUAGCUUCUACGCCAAGCUGAAUGCACCCGACACGAGUUGUCCCGCGUUGGAUGAUUGGGUUGCACACAUGACGUCGAUCAUGAAGACCAUGCAUGAGCACAUAGCCGCUUCUCAGACUUGCAUGGCCGCACGUGCGAACCGAUCGAGGAUGGAUCAUCCAUUCAAAGUCAGUGAUGAUGUGCUUAUCGACGCCCGCCACUUACAGCUCGAAGCGGACACGCUUCACAAGUUCCGGCUUCGCUUCUUUGGCUCAUGCCUCAUUCUCCAGGUCGUCGGUUCUGAUACGGCAUCUAGCCCGGCCAACUUCCGUGUGAAGCUGCCCGACUACCUACACCAGGCUCGUGUGCACGAUGUCUACCACGUCUCGUUACUGCGUCCCUACCGCAGACCAUGUGAGCGUUUCGCUGGACGACCAUACAAGCGCCCUCCACCCAUCAUGAUGGACGACCAGGAGGAGUUAAUCGUUUCAGACAUCACUGGUCGCCGAGUCACCGACGACAACCCUCCUCAUGUCGAGUAUCUCGUACGUUGGAAGGGUUACCCUGAUGAGGAGGCUACUUGGGAGCCCCUCGAGCACUUGCAGCACGCUCGCAUGUUGGUGCGUGCCUAUGACCCUGCACGUCGUGAUGGGUUGACGGCUCCUCCUCAGCCCACUGACCCUCCUCCUUCUCCCUUGGUUGAGGAAACCGCUGAAGUCGAGCCUGCUCCAUCUGAGGCAGACCUUCAGCAGCAUCCGGAGGCUUUUAAGCUCCACACACAUUCUGAAUUCACCAUUUCCCUUUGGAACAAAGAGAACCCCAUGAUGGAACGCAAGGAUAAUGAGUCCGACGAAGACUACGAGGCCAGGCUGACCGACAUGAUGCUCGGGCUCAAGCAAAGAGCUGAUGCGGCACUUGGCGCUCAAGAGAAGAGAGAAAAGGAAGUCGAGGAGCAACAUCACCUUGCUGAAUUACAGCAGCAAGCACACGACGAUGCAGCACGAAAGACUGCAGAUGAAGCAAGACAAGCGCGCCGAAAUGCAUUAUUUGAGGAGGAGGUCGAAGUCUUGACCUUGGCCACCGACUGGGACACGUCGGCCAAGGAGGAGGGUUCCUCCGCGACCGUAUGCAAUUUUUUCGUGGUCAUCAAGAGAAUUAUGGACUUGGUAGCUAACUACAUGGCGCAGCAAGAGGGCAUCCUCACAUUGGACCAGCACAUGCAAACAUUGCUCGGUCGCGUUCACAUUCUGGAACACCGGCCUGUUGCAGCAGCAGCCGUUGGCCCCUCCAACAUUCCAGACCGCGUCAACAAAUUGGAGGCGGACAUGGGCACCCUGAAGGACACGGUGCGGCAGCAGCAAGCGACCAACCAGCAGUUGGAGCAGCAGAUUUGUGCAUCAGCUGUCAGUUCAGUCCCGUCAUCUCACGAGCGCAGAACCAAGUUUGAUGGCAUCUCGAUCUUCUGCGAUGCAUCGAAGACCGAGCUAGUUCAAUGGCGGCGCCAAUUCAACCUGCGUUUGGACUUUGCAAAGUAUUUUUCCAAGUUGGACUUGCAGUCGGGCUAUCAUCAGAUUCUGAUACGCCCGCAAGAUCGCUACAAAUCCGCGUUCAAGACGUGGUAUGAGCAUUUUGAUUGGAUUGUCAUGCCUUUAGGCCUCACCAAUGGCCCAACGACCUUCCAAGCGACAAUGACCAACAAGUUUCGCGCGAUGUUGGACCAGUUUGUGCUGGUCUACUUGGACGACAUUCCUGUAUAUAGCUGGACCUUCUUGGAUCGUGUGUUGGAGACGCUCCGUCGCGCCAAGUACAAAGCGGACCGCGACAAGUGCGAGUUCGUACGUCAAGAGUUAGAGUAUUUGGACCAUUUUGUCACACCGGAGGGCAUUAGUUCGUUAUCGGACAAGAUUCAAGUCGUCCAAGAGUGGUCGGAACCGAAGAAUGUCAUGGACGUCCGUUCGUUUCUCGACCUAGCCGGCUACUAUCAACGCUUUAUCAAAGGGUAUUCGAAGAUCGCGGCUAAUUUGACCAGGCUUCAAUGCGAGGACCUACCGUUUGUCUUCGAUGACGAUGCGCAGGCUUCCUUUUUGGCCCCCGCCUUGCUAUCCGCGGAGGUUUUACGCAUCUACGACCCAUUUUUGCCGACGCGCGUCACUACCGAUGCGUCCGGCUAUGGCAUUGGUGUCGUCCUCGAGCAACACAAUGGCGUGGACUGGCACCCUAUCGAGUACUUCAGUAAGAAAGUGCUUGCCGUGCAUUCAAUUGAUGACGCAUAGGAGUUAUUGGUCUUUGUACACAUGCUUAAGCGGUGGCGACAUUUUCUUCUCGGUCGAAGUCAAUUCUUA
Molecule: messenger RNA, 6141 nt
Organism: Chara braunii
Lineage: Eukaryota; Viridiplantae; Streptophyta; Charophyceae; Charales; Characeae
Source: the annotation of a GenBank genome assembly